CUUCUUCUACAUCAUCUUCUUCUUGUCUGGACUUAAUUUAGGAGUUCGAAAAGACAACGAAGCCUUGUCCUUCAUCCUUUAAAACCUGUCCUUUCCGUCAACUGAUGAGUUUGUAACAGCUUCACAUAUGGAAGAGAACUUAGUGCAAGAUGCCUCAGAUACUCCUCUCCAACAAGAAGGGAUGCCCCAUGAAGUUCUAUUUCUUGUCUUGUCUUAUCUUCCUCUAUAUGAACUUCUUGUUAUGGCUCAAGUCUGCAGAUCAGUAAAAGAAGUUCUUACCUAUGAUAUCUUGCCAUGGCUGAAUAUGGUGGUGGGAAAGCCAUUGAACAAGCGUUUCAACGAUGUCCAUCUGCUCAAAAUUACCUCAAAAGCAGAUGGUAGGCUAAAAACUCUGGCCUUGUUGAAUUGCUCAAAGAUUACAGACGAGGGGCUUCAGCAGGUCAUAGCAAGAAAUCCUUACAUAACCAGACUCUGGUUACCAGCUUGCACCAGCUUAAGCCCCAGUGGAGUGAUUGAAGCAGUGAAGCUGCUUACCAAAAAUAAGCACAGAUUAAAGAGCCUAAGGAUCAACGGCAUCUAUAAUUUGAAGAAAGAAGAUCUUGAAAUACUACACUGUCUAAUUGAUGAUGAAAGCCACCCAUGGCAGAAGAAAGGAUUGAACUUCUAUCAUGAGUACAAAGAGUUUUCAACAUUUAAACAUUCAUAUCCUCCUAUUGAUGUGGAAAUAUGCCCAAAAUGUAAAGAAGCAAGAGUGGUUUUUGACUGCCCUAGAGAUUCUUGCAGAAGUAUGAGGCAGCAGCAGAAGCUUGAGUGCAGGGGAUGCCAACACUGCAUCCUAAGGUGUGAAGAAUGUGGUAUGUGUAUCAAAGAUGAAGAUCCAGUAGAGGCAGCUUGUGUGGAUGUAUUAUGUUUAGGCUGCUGGCUUCAGCUACCAAAAUGUAGUUUUUGCAACAAACCUUACUGUAGCCAACAUGCAGAUCAAAAGUGCAGCCUAGUAGGCUCUUCAGGAUUUGUAUGUAUAGAUUGUCAUGCAAGAUUUAUAGAGAAUUAAUCAUCACAAGGGCACUAGAACUUUUAGCAAUCAGAUGAAAUGUGUUAACUGUUACGGAUUAGACUUGCAUCUGAGAACUCCCACUCAUUUGUUUGGUUGAUUAUAAGCAUCACAUCUACUGCAUAAUACCUCCACAGACUUUGAA
This is a messenger RNA of Coffea eugenioides, 1196 nucleotides long. RefSeq names its product F-box protein SKIP28. Gene Ontology annotation, molecular function: protein binding. The record is from RefSeq and is a predicted model, not a curated record. The transcript has 2 exons. The coding region runs from base 128 to 1051 and encodes 307 amino acids. NCBI's taxonomy places the organism in Eukaryota, Viridiplantae, Streptophyta, Magnoliopsida, Gentianales, Rubiaceae. Gene Ontology annotation, cellular component: cytoplasm.